GACCUCGCUUGAAGCAACCAUCAUUCUUUCAUCCGGACCAGCAAUGGCUCUGCAUUUCAUUGUUCUGCUUCUCACCAGUGUGCUUUUCUCCAAAGCACUGGCAUUGAAAUGCUAUGGAAAUAUAACAGAUCCAGCAACGGGAACAUGGUCAAAUUCUUCAAAUGUCUGUUUAGGACAGUGUAACUCCAUGACCACAACUGUAUUCCUAGGUGACCUUAAACAAAGUAUGAGCAUGAAACUUUGCGGGGAUCCAUAUUCGUGUCUCAAUGGGAGCAUAAAUUACGGACAAAGCAGGGUAACUGUAAACAGCCUAUGUUGUGGUACAGAUUACUGCAACAGUCAGUUUAUACCAGCAUCUCCACGCUUUCCUGUCAAUGGAAAGAUUUGUUAUACCUGUAAUAAUACAGACUGUUCAAAAGUUUUGCCUUGUGAAGGUGAUGAGAACCAGUGCUUCACUUCCACAGUUCCGAUAGCUGGAAAGGUUCAGACUCAGAAAGGAUGUGCAAGCAAGUUGUUCUGUUUGAACAUUGGGGGUAAUGAAAACAAAUGUUGCGACGGUAACCUGUGUAACAGUGCCCAGAGCAUUAGAGCUUUCUUUAUUCCGCUCUUAUCUCUAAUUUUCCUAUUUUUUAUGUAAGAUGAAACAAGCGAAAAUUAGGUUGUGAUCCUUUAUUCUUCUCUCUUAAUCUAUGAGUUUAAGGGGAUGUGCGAGAGAGCACAGGGUGUGGUCCCAUUAAAGCUGCAUGUCAGGAGACAACUUAUAUAUGCCUAUCCCUCUUGUCGCUCUUUUUUCAUUAGUUUUACCAUUAUAAAAUGUGACCCUCAAUGAGAAAACCCUAAAGUAAACAAAAGUUUUUUUGUGAUUUAUUGUUUACUACAUAAAAUCAUCUUACAGAACAUUAUGUGAAUAUUUAUCAGUGAUAUCUCUAAUAUUGACUAAGACCAUGUCAAAUAUUGAAAUUGUAGUUAAAAUAAUAGGUUAAAUUAAACUUUGAUGCUCCUAAUCAUACAAUUACAUUUUAGACAUGGUUUUCACAAGCAGGGUCACAAAUAAGUCUGUUGACAAUAGUGAGAGCAUAUUUGGACUUUGGAGUGAUGGAUGACUACAAAAUAAAAGCACCUGUGGAUGUGCAGCCAUUUGACUGUACUUCAUCUAAUUGGGCAGAAAUAAGCAAUGUGAUUUCUUUCUGUGUAAUUAAAUCUAGUGAAAGAGCUUAGUAAAAAUAAAGUUUAAAAUAGAUUAUUAACAUAUGUGUUUAA
Misgurnus anguillicaudatus (oriental weatherfish) is the source of this 1260-nucleotide messenger RNA. RefSeq names its product urokinase plasminogen activator surface receptor-like. NCBI's taxonomy places the organism in Eukaryota, Metazoa, Chordata, Actinopteri, Cypriniformes, Cobitidae. The record is from RefSeq and is a predicted model, not a curated record.